Molecule: messenger RNA, 4545 nt
Organism: Episyrphus balteatus (marmalade hoverfly)
Lineage: Eukaryota; Metazoa; Arthropoda; Insecta; Diptera; Syrphidae
Gene: Kr-h1
Product: Krueppel homolog 1
Exons: 4
Coding region: 1488-3629 (713 amino acids)
Biological process (GO): regulation of transcription by RNA polymerase II
Molecular function (GO): RNA polymerase II cis-regulatory region sequence-specific DNA binding; DNA-binding transcription factor activity
Source: RefSeq, a predicted model, not a curated record
UGAUCGGUGGCUUUGGUUAGUAAAUUCUUUAUAAAAAAAAAUUAUUAAAAAGAUACAAGUAUACAAUACAUUUAUAAAUUCGAUUAUAAAUGUAGUUGUGACCGUGGUAGCGUCAACAACAACAACGACAUCGGCGUUAGCUGAAAAAAACGCCUGCAAAUUUACAAAUAUUGACGACAACGUUCUGACUUGAUUCUUAGUCGUUCCUCAACAUUGUUCGGCUUUUUUUGGUUGCUUAAAGAUAUUAUUGUUAGGGUUGUCGAAAAAGUAUCUAUACGGUGAGCGUGCGGUCGGCAAAUAAAUGUUCGUCUUCAUGUCUUACCUACCAAACCAACCUACGUAUCUUUUUGUAUAUUUUUCUAAUUUGUAUCUGUGAGUUUUUUUUUUUUGUUUUUGUAAGUGUACACGAGCAAAGCCAAAUAAUAUUUGUAUAUUUUGUUUGCAAAAGUAUCUGUUGGAUUGUAUAGCAGCCAUACAGCCAGUCUCAAGUUAUACCUAGUACAUUUAGAAAAUUCAAAGCUUUUCAGAACCAAGAGUUCUCGGUCUAACAAUCUAACAAUUGGUCGCGUCGUCGCAAGCCAGCAGCAGUUAACUAAGGCUAGAGUGGUGCGGUUCGUCGUUUUAAUGUGACGCGUCCUUAAAAAAAACGAUCAAUCGGGAUUUAAUAAAUUUUUAAAAAAAUAUCUCCAAGGACCAAUCUAUUGGGAUUAUAUACUAAUUUUUGAAAAAAAGUGAUAGUGUAAACAUACCUCAACAAUUUUUUUGUUUGAGACGAACCAUAUGCAAUUUUUUUAUACAAAAAAUAUAAAACAGAAAAUUCAUUGCCAAUUGUGUAUAAAUACCUAAAUAAAACUAAAAUCAAACGCAAAAUUUAUUUAUGUAAAGCUUCUAUAAGUAUCUUUCUAUCACUCAAUUUACAAGAAGAAGACGCAUAGGUAUACCUAUAAUAAAUGCGAAAUAAAGUUGUUUUGUAUAUUUUAUUAGAUACACUCAACGAAGCAAAAAAAAAAAAAAGUAGAUAGAGGCAAAAAAAAAAAAAACCUAAACCUAGGUCAAUAUUGUUUAUAGUGAUACGUUAACUUGGUGUAUAUCUAUCUAUUUGAAAAAAUAAAAAUAUUUUAAAAAGAAGAAAACACCGUUAUAAUUACUUUGUUUUGUUUGUUAUAAUCAAUUUGAAUUAGAUAAAAGUUGUGUAUCAAAAACAACGGAAAUAGAAAAUUAGAAAUAAUAUUUACCAACUAUAAAUAUUUUUCCAGAACAACAAAGUGCUUUUUUGUUUUUUAUUAUUUUUUUUUAAUGAUCGUUAAAUAACGAUAAUUUAUAACGUUUGAGUUGGGUUAAUUAGUGUGUUUUCUAUCUACAAUCAACAAUAACAACUUGCAAAGAGGCAGCUAAACUUAUAAAGAAAGAAGGAUUUUUUUGUUUAAAUUAAAAUACUUAUUUAUUCAAUCAUCAUUACUACUUUAAAGCAAUAAGAAACCCACACCAUGGUUUACUACCCAUCAUUACCGUUAGUUAUGAAAACGGAACCAAUAUCACAAUCAGAAUUCUGCCUACCUUUAACGAAUUCAAAUGGUAUUAUCAGUGACAGCCAAAUGUACCAACAACCAAACAUGAUAGUACAACAGCCAAUCACAAGUAUUAGAAAUCGCAUUGGAGGCGGAUUAGGAGGACCAUCUUCAUCAUCAGCCUCAUCUUCACCAUCAUUAUCGUCUGCAACAAUAAAUGGUGAAACUCUCCUCAUAUCCCCCCACAAUGUUCAAACGUUUCAAAUAACCGAUGGACAAAAUAUUACCAUCUACACAACGACGACGCAAACGCCAGCAGCAGAAAGUAUUUCCCAAACAACAGCGCCAUCAGCAGCGACAACAACUAACAACGGACGCAAGUCCUCAUCUGCGUCGUCGUCGUCGUCGGGUAAAUCAACAACAUCACCAACAAAACCCCAAUUUAAGUGUGAACAAUGUGGUAUGACUUUCGGAAGUAAAAGUGCUCACACAAGUCACACCAAAUCGCAUGCGAAAAUGGAAGGAGUCGGAGGAGUUGCCAUGGUAUCGCAGCAAAUCAAUGAGGUUCCAGCGGGAAUACCCAAAACCCCACAAAUCAAGGGUAAUGGAAGCGGGAGUGACCCGUAUCAAUGUAAUGUGUGUCAAAAGACCUUUGCUGUGCCUGCUAGACUGAUCCGCCAUUAUCGUACACAUACGGGUGAGCGGCCUUUCGAAUGUGAAUUCUGUCACAAACUUUUCAGCGUUAAGGAGAACCUUCAGGUACAUCGACGCAUUCACACGAAAGAGCGACCCUAUAAGUGUGAUGUUUGCGGUCGAGCCUUCGAACACAGCGGAAAACUCCAUAGACACAUGCGGAUCCAUACCGGCGAGCGACCUCACAAAUGUUCGGUGUGCGGAAAGACUUUCAUACAAUCCGGCCAGCUAGUGAUCCAUAUGCGAACGCAUACCGGCGAAAAACCUUACAAAUGCCCCGUUGAGGGUUGUGGCAAGGGUUUCACCUGCUCCAAACAAUUGAAAGUUCAUUCGCGCACCCACACCGGAGAGAAACCCUACCAUUGUGAUAUCUGCUUUCGCGAUUUCGGCUACAAUCAUGUCCUUAAGCUGCAUCGUGUCCAACAUUAUGGGUCCAAGUGCUACAAAUGCACAAUUUGCGAUGAGACAUUCAAGAGCAAAAAAGAAAUGGAAGCUCACAUUAAGGGCCAUGCAAAUGAAAUACCCGACGAUGAAGAGAAUCCAAGUGGAAGCAAUCAAAAUCAAGCUCCCAGCUCACCGAUCUCAAUGGUUGUGAAGGAGGAUCCAUCACUAUCACCGAGUUCACCAUCAUCAUCUUCGAUAAUUCUUGAGACUGAUCAAAGCCGCGAUAGCGGUGUUGCAAUUUCUACCAGUGGCAGUUCCAAUAACACUGGCAGCAGUAGCACCUCACUGGAUGAGAUGCCACCAGAGAUUCAAGCUGAGCUACAGCAACAAAAUCAUCACAAACGUCACCAAAAACAACAACAACAGCUGCAACAAUUGCUUGAGGAUCAACAGCAACAACAGCUGCCUCAGGCCAAGGAAAUGAUCUCGUUUAGCAAUGUUUACCAUAGGUAUCAAGCACGAUCGACAUCACCAUCGGAUGAUCAGCAAGAUCAGCAUCAAACAGCACAGGAAAUGCUGAUGCCACAAUUUGUCGGAAGACCAACAAUCAAUCCGGCAUUAUUGGAAGCUGCAUCGUUGGCAAGUCGAAGAGUUCUCGAAGAGGAUACUUUGAAGACUGGCAGGAGAAUAAACUCUAGAAAUGAAACCGAAGAUCUGCGAACGAGUGCAGGUCCAAGGCAGAGUUAUUAUAGUCCAGCUCCAGUUGCAGAAUUUAGAUCUUCCAUUCCCGCUAAUGACAUAGUCCGUCAAGUUGAAGCAGCCAUUGCUGGUGCUGGCUUAUCACCUCUGCGAUCAGCAUCGUCAGCAUCACCCGAACGAUCAUCAUCGCCAGAAAGUGAUUCAAUGAUGAUGGCAGAUCGUGAUGUUAUGACAUUGCCAUUACGCAAACGCAAGCUCUACUUAAAGGACAACCAAUCUUCAAAGACUGAAGUUCCAAAAGUUAUGCGAAUGAGUUCGGUAAUACAAUUUGCUAAAGCAUCGUAAAAGUAUUCAUAUAUGGUUUUUGUUUAUAAGGAUUUUAUAUAAAAAAAAUAUAGAGUAACGAUAGCGUGAAAACUUGGAAAAAGAAAAAAAAAAAUAGUAGUCAAAUAGAGAAGAAGAAGAAUAAGAUAGUAGCUAUUUAUAAAAAAAGAUUCGCAAUAAAUUCACUCAUGACGUCAUCAAAAUGCAUUCAAUUUUUUCUUUAUAACCUAGAAAUUAGUGUUUUUUGGUUUUUGUUUUGUGUACCUAAUCUGUUUUAGGUUGUUUUAUAUCAAUUUUGUAUCCAUUUAUUUCGUAAAAAUUAAAGAUUGGAUUGAAUUGACUGUUUUGAGGAAACUUUGCUAACGUCACAUUUUUUUCAAUUUUUUCCCUAUUAAUUGAAUUUAUGGGGUUUUUGUUUAUGUAAAGGUUUUAUAAAGCUUUUACAAAAGAAAUUUCCUUCCCUAUAGAAAUUAUAACUUCGUUAACAAUUUGCUUAGUUGUUUGGAAGUAACAGGUUAUUGCUUAUGUAAGGAUUUUAUAAAGCUUUCAUCAGAAGCAAUUUUCUUCCUUAUAGAAGUUUUAACUUCUUUAAAAAUUUGCUUACCUCUCCAUUUUCCAUACAGAGAAAAUUUAAUAAUUCUUAAUCGAUGUUAAAAUGUAAGCUUCGGUAAAACUUAAUAGAAGGUGAAGUUAUAGUUGUGCAAUUAACUGAACUCGUUUUUUUUCAGCUAAGCAAAGACUUUUGAGAAUUUGAAGAAAACAAAAUUUUUUCGAAAAGACGAAAGAGUACAACAACAAAAAUAAAAAUCUUUUCGUUUUCAAGUUUUAUUGAAUUUUCAAAACAGUGAAUUUAAUUUUAUUAUCUAACAAAAAUAAAAAAAAAACAAACCCUUCCACAUAACAUAAGACUUAAAUAAAAUGGGCAAAACAAAAAAAA